UUGUAUUUAUUACUUCCAUGCGGCUAAAUUUGAUGAAAUGCAAUCCAUUUGUUGAAAUGCAUCGUCAUUCAUUCCUACUUUAUAGUACAAAGAUAUGAAAGUGAGAGCAAUGUUCAUUCAUAUUUUCCUUAUGCUAUUUAUUUAAUGUGUUUAUAAAAUGGGUGUUUUGGGACUGUGGCAGUUGUUAGCUCCUGUUGGCCAACCUGUUGCUCUCGAAUCCCUAGAAAACAAAAUAUUUGCUGUAGAUAUAAGUAUAUGGUUAAAUCAAGCCUUAAAAGGAUAUCGGGAUUCACAAGGUGGUUCGGUAGCCAACGCUCAUCUGCUUAGUUUAUUCAGUAGAUUAUGCAAGCUUUUAUUCUACAAAAUUCGGCCAAUAAUUGUUUUCGAUGGCGGUUUCCCAGAACUUAAGAAGCAAACCAUUAUUAAUCGACAUCAAAGGAGAGCUGCAGUGAAGCAAACUAGCAGAGACAUUGGUUUAAAAAUAUUAACUAAUUAUUUGGCAUCCAAAAAUUUAGCUACUGUUGGUGGUGAAACAAAUAGUAAAGCUGUUAUACGACCAAAAGAGAAAGUGAGAGAUGAAAUAUUCAUGUUGCCGCCACUUCCUGAUAAUUCAUUGAAAGAAGAAGAAGAAGGUGUUGAUGAUGCAGAUUCUCUUGAAUGGAAAUUUACUAACUUUAGUAAAGAGGAUAUAAAAUAUCUGAAUAAAAUAGAUCUUGAAUCAGAGGAUUUCAAUAAUUUGCCCCCUGAUGUAAAACAAGAAAUUUUAAGCACAUUGAAAGAAAGUAGAAGGCACAGAACCUGGGAUCAGUAUGAAGAGUUACCAAAGGAAUCACAGGAAUUUUCAAGUUAUCAAAUGCAGUGUUUGCUUAAGAAGCGGUCAUUAUCUCGUAAACUUGAAGAAGUUCAAAAAGAUAUGCGAAAAAUUAGUUCUGCUGAUUUUAUUGCCCAAUAUACAAGUGACCAUGUCAUUGGAGAGACAAAUAAGAUAAUGUCAGAUGAUAUUUCCCAUUAUGUUCUUUUAAAAAAGAUUAUACAGAAAAAUGAUGAUUCUGUUAAAGAUGGAAAUUCCAAAAAUAGUUCUUCAGUUAUGUUGGACACAAAGAAUGCUUUUAUUAAAGAUUUAGAGAACAUUGACAUAGAUGAUUAUUCAGUCAGCAAAACUGAUUUAAGUCAAAAUGAUAACAGUAAAAAUAUAAAAACAGAAGAGAAUUUUGAAAGUAGUUUUUUAAAUGAAGAGGAUGUGGACAAUCCUCCUAAAUUUGUUGAAUCAAAAAUAAAAUCUGAAAAAUCAGAUGCAAAGGAAUCAAAAUUAUCACAGCAAUUUAUAGAUGAUACCCUUAGUUCUGAUGAUGAUGAACUUGCAUUAGCUGUUCAAAUGAGUAUGGAACAUUCUAAUGAUGAAAAGACUUAUACUGAUUCAUCCUUAUCUCUAUCACAGAUUUCUGUAAAUGAUAGCAUUGAAAUUUUAUCAGUAAAAUCAAGAAGAAUUGCUGAUUCUAAAGAAAAAAGUACUGUGUGCUUGUCUUCAAGUGAUGAUGAAUUAAUUCCUUGUGAGGAAAAAAUUGAAGCAGACACUAAAAAUUUAUCAUUUGACACUUCUGAAAAGCAAUGUGCUGAAAUUGAAAGUCCUUUAUUUAAAGCUGUAGUAACUUCUAAUGUAGAAAAUGAAAUUUUCAAUAAAAAAUCACAGGCUGAUGUUUCAUGUUCUGUGACUGCUCCUAAAGAAUUUGCAAAGACUGCAAUUAAUGCCAUAUCAUCUAAUUCUCAGAUUGAUAGUAUUUCAUCAGAUGUGUCUAAACAAAUUUCUGUUCCAAAAUUCGAUGAUGAAAUGUCACCAAAACAUGUGUUGAUUCAGAAACCUAAAAAAAUUUCUGCUAAUAACCAGUUUAUUGAUUCAUAUCCAUCUACUUCGUAUGCUAAUUUGCCUUCAUCAUCAUCUGAACUAACUGAAGUAGAGAAAGCCGAAAUUGCUCAAAGGAACUUGCAACUCCAGGAGGACUUGGAAUCUGCCACUGCUUUGCUUGAAGCAGAUAAGGCUAAACAGGAUAGACAGAAUAGGACUGUACAAGAACACAUGGUAGAAGAGUGCAAAGAAUUGCUGCAACUUUUUGGUAUACCUUUCAUUGUAAGUCCAACAGAAGCUGAAGCCCAGUGUGCUUUUUAUGAUUAUCAAAACUUAACUCAUGGCACAAUAACUGAUGACAGUGAUGUCUGGUUAUUUGGUGGUAAAAGAGUGUAUAAAAACUUUUUUACCCAGCAGAAAUAUGUUGAAUUUUACAAAGACCAUGAAAUUUUUACACAUUUUGGAUUAAGUCGGAAAAAGUUAAUCAAUUUUGCCAUACUGACUGGAAGUGAUUAUACGGAAGGCAUAGAUGGUGUUGGCCCAGUGACAGCUACAGAAAUCUUAAGUGAAUUUCCCAAAGAGGGCAUUGAAGCUCUGUAUGAAUUCAAAGAAUGGUGGACUAAGGCUAAUAAGCAUGCACUUCCACCAGAAAACAAGGUUCGUGCAAAACUUAUGAAGUUAGUUCUGUCUGAAAAUUUUCCAGAUGAAAGAAUACCUGAUGCUUAUCUUAAUCCUGCUAUAGAUGACUCAACUGAAAAGUUCACCUGGGGUCGUCCAGAUUUGGAUGCUCUUCGUGAUUAUACAAAAGAACGAUUUGGAUGGAGUAAAGCAAAAGUAGAUGAUGCCCUUUUACCUGUGAUAAAGAAAUUGAGUGAAAGGGACACACAAACUCAUAUAGAUAAUUUUUUUACUGUGAGUUUAAAAAAGCAGACCAAUCUAUUUCCCAGUAAGAGAAUAAUGUCUGCAUUAAAAAAAUUGACCUCUCCACAAAAAGGAAAUAACUGUGAGGAAGAAAACGUAAAAGCUCCAAUUAAACGAAAAGCAAAAAAUUCUGGGAAAAAAACUGUUCCAAAGAAAGUUUCAAAAGCUACUAAAAAUUCCAAAAGAAAAGGGAAAAUUUCAAAACCUCAAGGCCCAGUUCUUAGUGAAGAAAGUUCUGAUGAAUUAUAAAUUAUCAUUAUAAAGUAAUGAAAAGUUAAAUUGCAUUUUUUGACUCAUCAGCUCAAAAAUAGACAGUUCUUGAAAAAAAAAAAUCAGUGGUUAAAAUUCCCACUUAAAAAAAUUAACAUUUUGACAGUUACUCGAUAUUUUAAAUGUGAAUUACAGCAUUUAACACUUACCUCAAAUUACAUGAAAGAACAACUUUGAGUUGUUAAAUUUUUUCUGCCUGUUCUGCAGCAAUAAUAACAGUUCUUAAUAGCAGUAAUCCAAAAAAGCAUAUUCACUUUCUGAGCAUUGAAACCAUAUUUUUUAUGUUUAUCAUGUUCAGUUCAAAAGCAGAUAAUUUCUAUUUAAUUCUGUAUUUUUGAAAAUAUUCACAGAUAAAGCAUUAAGAUUUUCAAUUUAUUCAUUAAAAGCUAAUUUGUUUUACUUUAAUGUUGCAAGAUCAAAAUAAUUGGACACUCAUAACAAAUUGUUAAUACAGAAACUCGCCAGA
Molecule: messenger RNA, 3500 nt
Organism: Argiope bruennichi
Lineage: Eukaryota; Metazoa; Arthropoda; Arachnida; Araneae; Araneidae
Gene: mus201
Product: DNA excision repair protein ERCC-5-like
Exons: 1
Coding region: 158-3013 (951 amino acids)
Biological process (GO): nucleotide-excision repair
Cellular component (GO): nucleus
Molecular function (GO): single-stranded DNA binding; DNA endonuclease activity
Source: RefSeq, a predicted model, not a curated record